Pelecanus crispus (Dalmatian pelican) is the source of this 931-nucleotide messenger RNA. Lineage: Eukaryota; Metazoa; Chordata; Aves; Pelecaniformes; Pelecanidae. The record is from RefSeq and is a predicted model, not a curated record.
AUGUCUCAGACAUGGGCAGUUCUGGCUGCACUCCUUUUCUUGCUAAUCAAUCUGGUUGAAGGGCCAGCUUACAACAUGGUGAGUGUGGAGGCUGGUCAUGAAGCUGUGUUGAGUUGCUCUUAUGUCUCCAAGGUGUCUUUGCUAAGGGUGACAUGGAAGAUGAAAUGCAGCACUUGCUGCCUGUUGGCCAGUAGAAGUGAUCACAGUGAAACAAAGAAGUUAAACUGCAGUGAGAGGAUGAUGCGGGAAUAUUCACCUGACACUGACCCUGCUCUUUGUACUUACCCUGUGAACCUUGGUGAUGAGGGAAAUUACACCUGUGAAAUUGCCAGCAGUGCAGGAAUUUUCUUUUUUUUCUCUUUGACUGUGAUAGUCCCUCCUACAGUCACUCUGACCUGUGACAAGAGCAGGGGCUGUCAAGGGUCUGCUGGAAAGCCAGCUGCUGACAUCUCCUGGAUCCCUGCAGGUAAUCACAGCACCAAGAAAGAAGUCCAUCACCACAACGGAACAGUGACCAGAGUGAGCUACAUAGGCUGGAUCAACAGCAUUCCCAGUGUCACCUGCCUGGUUACCCACCCAGCUACAAACCAGACCUGUCAUGUAAAUCUUUCAGACACUUCCCCCAGGCUGUCCUAUCUCCUGGUAGGAGGAUCUGCAAAUGUUGCUGAUGUCAGUGGUGUGACUUUAUGCUUGAUUUUCAGGUGCAGAGAAUGUGUAUUGCUGUUGAUGGCAGAAACCUGCCUGAUUAAAGAUCGGUUGAAAACAGACAGGCAUUUUACAAUGAGGGAAAAAGGUGCAAUUCCUUAUGCUACUAAGAACUUCAGGUCCACACCAUCACAGGAGAAAACAGCUGCAGUCAAGCCUCCUGUCUUAUCAGAGAGUGUCUAUCAGAAUUACAACCCAAGAAUGAUAGAUAUGAACUAUCAACAGU